Molecule: messenger RNA, 1809 nt
Organism: Pipistrellus nathusii (Nathusius's pipistrelle)
Lineage: Eukaryota; Metazoa; Chordata; Mammalia; Chiroptera; Vespertilionidae
Source: the annotation of a GenBank genome assembly
AUGGCUGAGAGUAGGCUCUGGACUCCGGACCUAGGGGCUCAGCUGGGGGUGUCCAGUUGUCUGAAAAAAUGCCGGAAGAGCUCGCCAGAUGCUAGGAGGCAGCAGCCCUUUUCUGGAAAGUCCUUUUACCUGGAUCUGCCUGUUGGCAAGACUCUCCAGUUUCUGACGGAGGCAAUCCAGCAGCUGGGCGGGGUCAUUGAGGGUUUUCUGAGCAAAGAAGUAAGCUACAUCGUGUCCAGCCGCAGGGAGGCGAAGGCAGAGAGCAGUAGGACGGGCCCCAGGAGCUGCUCCAGCUCCAGCCCCGGCGAGGUCAGAGUGGAAACACCGUCCAUGGCCGAUGCAAAGGGCAGCCGCCCCAGGCCUCCACAGAAACCCGUAGACUUGGUUCCUCUGAGCAGAGGGAAGGAGCUACUGCAGAAGGCCAUCAGAAAUCAGGGGAGCAGCAGCGGAGGCGGCAGUGGGAGUCCCAGCAGCCUCCUGACCAACGCCCGCUCCUGGGGCGUGAAGAUUCUGCAUGUGGACGACAUGGUGAUGCAGGUGCAGCAGCUCUCUCUGGACGCCGUGUGUGUGAAGAAACAAGGGCCUUGGAAGCCAGAGGGAACGUGUCCCGCAGCGUCAAGAACACGGAAAGUGGCCACACUGAAGGCACCGUUCCUCAAAAUCGAAGAUGAGAGCAGGAAGUUUCGUCCUUUCCACCAUCAGUUUAAAUCCUUUCCUGAACUUUCUUUUCUGGGACCCAGAGAUGCAAGUCCCUUUGAGGCCCUGACGCUCCCGGGCAGCUCGCGCCAUCCCAGAGGACGCAAGGACCGAGAGCCGCGCCUCCGCUCGGCCGCCCGCACCGCGCCCAGGAGGAAGAGGGGUUACUGCGAGUGCUGCCAGCAGGCCUUUGAGGAACUCCAUGGGCACCUCCAGAGCGCGCGGCACCAGGCCUUUGCCCUGGAAGCCCACCCGUACGCAGAAGUCGAUCGGAUCAUCGCCCAGCUCAGCCACAGCUUUGCAGAGAUCCCCUCCCCCGCCAGCCUCCCCAGGCAUCCAGGCUCCCCGGCUUCGGAUCGUGACCCUCUGUCUCCUGAGACUGCACCUCCCGGCCAGCCCCCCUGUGGCCGGGCAGCAUCUCCCAGGAGGAGGAAGGAGGACGACCACCCGGCCCCUGGCAUCCACCAGCAGGAUGGGCUGGCGGGCGGCGGGGAGUCACCAGCGGAACGCAUGGGGGCUGGUGAGACGCUCGGACCAGGAGCGAGCUGCCAGGAGCUGGGGGGCUCAGUUGAUGUUGCUAUGGACCCCCCAGGGGCAGUGCUGUCCAGAAGCCCCACUUCUCGCUGCCUCCUGACCAGCUCUGACUUUGCCGACCUCUCCUCUGGCCCAGACCCGGCACACGUCGGCCACAAGCGGAAGGUUCGGUUCCCCAGUGGCAAUGCCGGGAAGAGGCCAGGGGUCUCCUGGCCACAAGCCUCCCUCUCUGUCUCCGGAGCCCUCAGCCCCUGUGGCACCGGGACCACCGAUGGCAGACAUCUCUUCUCCCUGUCCCUCCCAGGCCCCGAGUCCAGGCCUCUGACCUCCCCCCUGCCCUUGUGCUACCCACAGACCAGCCUCUCCCUCCCAGACCCCUUCCCCUGGCGGCCCUCAGACAGGCCAGCAGAGCUGUGGGCCACACAGCCCCCCUGGCCUGGAGGAGGAGACUCCCCGGGAUCUGAGGGCUCUGAGUGUCCAGCCCCCGGCCCCAGCCCUCAGCAGACUGACCAGCUUCCCAGCUGCUCGGCAGCUCCGGGCCUGCUGUCCGCCCACCUGCACUCAGCCGCAGGCACGUAA